Messenger RNA from Uranotaenia lowii, 1388 nucleotides. RefSeq names its product carboxypeptidase B. Gene Ontology annotation, molecular function: zinc ion binding; metallocarboxypeptidase activity. The record is from RefSeq and is a predicted model, not a curated record. The transcript is spliced from 3 exons. Lineage: Eukaryota; Metazoa; Arthropoda; Insecta; Diptera; Culicidae. The coding region runs from base 102 to 1331 and encodes 409 amino acids. Gene Ontology annotation, biological process: proteolysis.
CUGUGAACACUAUCAUCAGUUUGCUACAGUUGUUCAACGAUAACGGUUCAGCUCCAGUUUGGCUUGUUUUCAUAAGAACUCAAUAGUUGUGUAACGUUACAAUGAUUCCAAGGAUAGCCAUACUGUGUGCCGUUUUGGCUUUGACGGCCGCCAGCCGUUCGUAUAAUGGCUAUAAAGUUUAUAACGUCAAUCAACAAAACGAGCAACAAAUGGCAACAAUCCGUCAGUUGGAGCUCUCGAACCCUCAUCUGGACUUCUGGCACUUGACCAAACGGGUGGGAGAUUCGGCCAAGGUUAUGGUGGCUCCAGAGCACCAGCAGGAGUUUAUAAAUGCCCUCAAGAGCCAUGGAAUCACUUUCACCGAGUUGAUCCACAAUGUUGAAAGCACAAUUGAUCAUCCUAGUCCUAAACGAAAGCUUUCGCGAUCAGAAAACAUUCUUACCACCUAUCUGAGUCACGAAGCCAUCAACAGCUAUCUGGAUGAAUUGGCCACUAAAUAUGCAUCCUCGGUGAAAGUUCAGGAAAUCGGAACUUCCCACGAGGGUCGAUCAAUGAAGACGAUUACCAUCAACGAGAAAAAAGGCAAUGCCGUAAUCUUUGUGGAUGCUGGAAUUCACGCCCGCGAAUGGAUCGCUCCUUCGACUGCCCUCUACGCCAUCAACCAGCUCGUGGAACACGCCGAUAAACACCAGGACAUCCUCGCGAACCUAACCUGGAUCAUCCUUCCGGUAGUCAAUCCCGAUGGCUACGCAUACUCUCACUCGGAUGAACGCAUGUGGCGUAAGACUCGUAAACCAUCUGGAAAAAAAUGCUUCGGAACCGAUGCCAAUCGGAACUUCGAUUUCCACUGGGGUGAGGUCGGUGCCUCGGCCUCUUCCUGUUCCGAUACCUUCCGUGGCGAGACUGCAUUCUCCGAACCGGAAACUCAGCACGUACGAGAUGCUCUCCUGAGCUUGAAAGGAAAGUGCAAGUUCUAUCUGACGCUGCAUUCGUACGGAAACUAUCUGCUCUAUCCUUGGGGAUGGACCAGUGCUCUUCCGGAAACGGUUGACGAUCUCGAUGAGGUGGCCCAGGCUGGCGCAUCGGCUAUCAAACAGGCAACAGGUGGCCGUUACGAGGUGGGUAGCUCGACCAAUGUGCUUUAUGAAGCUGCCGGUGGAAGUGAUGAUUGGGCGUUUGCCGUAGCCGAAGUUCCGAUCUCGAUCACGAUGGAACUGCCUGGUGGUGGAAGCGGAGGAUUCAAUCCGCCGCCAUCGCAUAUUGAAGAAAGUGUCAAGGAGAGCUGGAUUGGUAUCCAGGCAAUGGCACUGAAGGUGGCUCAAAAAUAUUAGACAAUGUGCUGUGAUAAUUAUCUGGUUUAAAUAUAGAUAUUUUAAUGAAAAUUUUAA